This is a messenger RNA of Eruca vesicaria subsp. sativa (arugula), 2357 nucleotides long. NCBI's taxonomy places the organism in Eukaryota, Viridiplantae, Streptophyta, Magnoliopsida, Brassicales, Brassicaceae. The record is from the annotation of a GenBank genome assembly.
UCAAAAGGGCACGAGAGAGAGAGUCUUUGCUUCCUUCUGCUUACUGUUUUCUUCUUCUCCGAGUAAUCAGGAAGCAAUUUUUAUCAGAUAAACAUGGGAUCUUCAGCUUCUCCAGGCUGAGCUUCUUUCUUCAGCUACUCCAUUGAAUCUCUCACUAAGUAACUGAAGAUUUUGUGUAAGAAAAGAUUUGAAGCUGUGUGUGUGUUAGCUUGUAAGGAUUAGUGAUGGAGACUAACUCGUCUGGAGAAGAUCUGGUUGUUAAGAUGAGGAAGCCAUAUACGAUAACAAAGCAACGUGAACGAUGGACUGAGGAAGAACAUAACAGAUUUCUUGAUGCCUUGAGGCUUUAUGGUAGAGCUUGGCAGAAGAUCGAAGAACAUGUAGCAACGAAAACUGCUGUGCAGAUUAGAAGCCAUGCUCAGAAAUUCUUCUCCAAGGUAGAGAAAGAGGCUGAAGCUAAAGGUGUACCUGUGGCUCAAGCGCUAGACAUAGCUAUCCCUCCUCCACGCCCUAAACGAAAACCAAGCAAUCCUUAUCCUAGAAAGACCGGAAGUGCAACUCUCCCCAUCUCAAAACCGGGUCUGAAUGAUGCAAAAAUUUCGCUUCCUGAGAUGGCCAAUGAAGAUCUGCAGGAAGACAACUGCUCAGAUUGUCUCACUCACCAACACCUCUCUGCUGCAUCUUCCAUGAAAACAUCAAACGCAAGCACUUUUCGGGAGUUCUUACCUUCACGGAAAGAGGAACAGGGGAAUAACAAGGAGUCAAACUCAGUGGAUUACAGUGAUUUGAAUGCGAAGUCUUUGGAAAAUAUAGAGGCUUAUCCAAGGCAUGUCCCUGUGCUAGUUCCAUUGGGGAGCUCCAUAACAAGUUCUUUAUCACAUGCUCCUCCAGAGCCAGGCAAGAGUGGCGCCCAAGGAUAUAGGGAUCCCCACACAGUUGCAGGGGAUCAUCAGUCCUUUCCUGACCAUAUUAUUUCGACCCUUUUACAGACACCAGCUCUAUAUACAGCUGCAUCUUUCGCCUCAUCGUUCUGGCCUCCUGAUACUGGUGGUGGUGGCCCACAAGGGAACUUAACUCCGAAUCUGGCAGCCAUGGCUGCAGCCACUGUUGCAGCUGCAAGUGCUUGGUGGGCUGCCAAUGGAAUGCUACCUACUCUAUGUGCUCCUCCUUUUAGUUCAGGUGGUUUGACCUGUCACCCUCCAACUAACUAUAGACCUUCCGGUGAAGAAGUAAACGUCACAAAAACAAGCACUUUACAGCAUGUUUCUGCUCAGAAUCAAGAACACUCUGAGGCAUCAAAGGCUCGAUCUUCAUUGGACUCAGAGGAGACUAAAAAUGGGAGUAAACCAGAUUGUCAUGAGCAUCUUUCUGCAGCAACUGAGACUGAUGCAAAGGGAUCGGAUGGAGCAAGAGACAGAAAACAAGUUGACAGGUCUUCGUGUGGCUCAAACACUCCCUCGAGUAAUGAUGAUGUCGAGGCGGAUGCUUUGGAGAGGCAAGAGAAUGGUUGUAACAAUGAUGAUGAAGUGAAAGAAGUGAAUGCAGACACUACUAACAAUCCACAACAAACUUCAGAGUCCAAUGCACGCCGCAGCAGAAUCAGCUCCAACUUAGCUGAUCCAUGGAAGUCUGUUUCAGAUGAGGGUCGAAUUGCUUUUCGAGCUCUCUUUGCAAGAGAAGUUUUGCCACAAAGUUUUCCAUAUCAGAGAGAAAACAGAGAGGAGGGUCAAAGACAAAGAGAUCCAAUGGAACUUGAUCUUAACUCAACAGCUGAACUAACUCCAGGUGAUGAUGAACAUAAUCAUCAAGAAGAUAAUAGAAAGUUAGAGUUCUUGGGAGCUUCAAAGCUAAGUAGAGGAAGAACAGGUUUCAAACCUUACAAAAGAUGUCCAAUGGAAGCCAAAGAAAGUAGAGGAGUCAUCAACAACACCAAUCCUAUUAUCUUUGUUGAACAGAAAGAUCCCAAGCGGAUACGUUUGGAAACCCAAACUUCAACAUGAAAAAGUUGUAACUCUCUCAUUAUAUGUUCUUCUCUGUUUUUUUAAAUUCAAACUUCAAGAUCACUGAUACAUUUUCUUCUGUCUUUUGAGGCAUUUGUAUUUUGUCCUUACACCUUUGUCCAUAGUGUUCUUGUAACGUUUGACUCUGUAUUAUCAAACAAAUCAUAAACUGUUUAGUUUCUACUUCCUUCAAAAACCCCUAUGGCACUUGCAUUGAAUGAUGUAAACUUUAACAGUGAAGUUAAGUUUCAAUUCAAUCUACUAGCGUUAAGCUGCAACGGUGGUGGUGUAAGAAAAAACACUAAAAUGUCAUUGUGAACUCUAAAUUUUUUAUUUUUUUCUGAAAAAUUUCUUUCA